UGUUGGCACUGUUACAUCGGUCGGUGUUCUUACAGGAACAGAUCUCGAUUGUCGGAGUUGAGUUGUUUUGGUAACGAUGUAGCCGAAUGAAGAGACGGUAACUAUGUUGCUCCCCAUUUUCCUCCAGUUUUUAGCCGUAGUCCAUUCUGCCAGGCAGGUUUUGCAGUUUUAUGUCACCGCCGUGUCGGCCCCCGUCCCUGGGCUGCCGCUCUAUUCAGUUAUCGGGUAUGUGGAUGACGUGUUUAUUGUGAAGUACACGAGCGAGUCCCGAAAAGCCCAACCUGCCUCCCAAUGGCUGGAAGAUCGCAUCGACCCCGAACACUGGGAGAUGCUAAGCCGACUUGCACAGUAUUAUGAAAAUGGGCACAAGAGCUUCAUGGCAAAUUUUCGGCGCCUUGUGAACCAGACGGAAGGUAUCAGCGUAUUCCAGGUAAAGUUUGCGUGUAACGAGCAUGAAGACGGCAGAGUUGGCGGAUACCUAGAAUACGGGUUUAAUGGGAAAGAAUUUGUUGUUUUCGAUCAGAAGAAAUUAAUCUACAUUCCGGCAUCUCAUGAAGCUCAGGUCAUAACGCAGCAGUGGAACGGCAAGGAAUAUUCUGGUCACAACGACAAGAAUUUGAUGGAGAAGGAAUGCAUCGGAUGGAUGAGGAAAUACUUUGAGCUUGGAAAAUAUGUUUUGGAUCGAAAAGUUCCUCCACAGGUGAAGGUUACAGAGAAGGCAUCAGGUGGGGUCACUAAGCUCCUCUGCCACGUGUAUGGGUUUUACCCGCGAGACGUGGACGUGAAGUGGAUGAGGAAUGGCACUGAUGAGGUUUAUUCCGACGAGGCCAAACAGAUCCUCCCGAAUACUGACGGUACCUACCAGAUCAGAGCCAGUGUGGAGGUGACACCGAGGGAAGGGGACAGUUACUCCUGCUAUGUAGACCACAGCAGCUUGGAGAAGGAACUCAUUGUUCCCUGGGAACCCAGGAUCUCACCCCAUGGAUGGACAGCGCUUGCCGUCGGUGUCGUUCUUCCACUCCUGUUUGUCAUUGUUGUGUCUGUUCUGUUUGCGCGGAGGCAUUUCUCUGGUCACAGACAGAAGGUGAGCACAGAAGAAAGUUGAAGAAAGUUGCAUGUUUUCAUCAUAUAGAGUUUUUAAUAUUUUUAAAUUACAAAUGAGGCAUAGUAAUAAAACUGAAACAUAUCAGGAA
Messenger RNA from Spea bombifrons (plains spadefoot toad), 1193 nucleotides. RefSeq names its product major histocompatibility complex class I-related gene protein-like. Bases 104 to 1105 code for a protein of 333 amino acids. Gene Ontology annotation, cellular component: external side of plasma membrane. The transcript is spliced from 6 exons. Lineage: Eukaryota; Metazoa; Chordata; Amphibia; Anura; Pelobatidae. Gene Ontology annotation, biological process: immune response. The record is from RefSeq and is a predicted model, not a curated record.